AAGCCAAAUCGUUAUCAACUGAGAAAGUCCCUUUUUCACAAGAGAUAUUUUCAGUCGAUAAAUAUCAAUGGAAAUUCUGGAGAAUUUUCCAUAUAUGCGUGUAUUGAUAUUAAUUUUUUGUAGAUCCCAAAGUGAUUUAAACGUGGAACAUAGAAUAAAAGAAGAAAUCGAUAUUGAGGAAGAAGAUUUGAUUCAGAAAGUAAAAUCUGAGAAGGAACUGAGUGAUGAAACUUUCGAGUCCGGCCGAAAUUUCAAAAGCAGCCAACCCGGAGGAAUACAAGAGGAACCCUAUAAGUGUGAAAUUUGUUUCAAAACAUUUCCCUCUGUGCCAAGUCUAAAUAAGCAUUUGGGUACACAUUCUGAAGCGUUUGCAUUUGAAUGUGAAGUUUGCAAAUUAAAAUUUUCCCAAAUUGAGCGUCUACAAAAACACCAAAACACGCAUGCUAAAGAAAAGCUUUACUGCUGUCGAAUUUGUAAUAAAACAUUUUCAUUUUCAUUCCAUUUAACAUCUCAUUUGAAGUCUCAUUCUGACGAUCGUCCGUUUGAGUGUCAUACCUGCGGUGUAACUUACAAGCAUAAACACAAACUAAAGGCCCAUCUAAAUAAGCAUUCAAAAGCAAAACAAUUAAUGUGCCAGCUUUGUAACAAAACAUUUUUCCAUUUGGAUAAUUUACGUCAGCAUCGGCUGUUUCAUUCGGACGAUCGCCCUUAUGACUGUACCAUUUGCGGUUCAAAGUUCAAACUUAAUAGUCAUCUAAAACAGCACAUAAAAACACAUACGAAAGAAGUAAAGUAUGAAUGUGAAAAGUGUGGAAAACUCUUUCCAAGUUUGAGUAAUUUACGCGAGCAUCUGCAAGUGCAUUCAGACGGUGGCCAUUUGCUGAUUCAUUCCGAAAACGGCACUUUUGAAUGUGAAAUUUGCGGUUCAAAAUUUAGGCGCAGAAAUAAUCUAAAGAGGCAUUUGACUGUCCAUACAAAGGCAGAUAACUAUUACUGUAAAACAUGUAGGAAAACCUUCUUAAAUCCUGAAGAUUUACGCGAACAUUUGUACUGUCAUUCAGAGGAGCGCCGUUACGAAUGUGAAAUUUGCAGCUCAAAAUUCAGUCGAAAUGGUACCCUAAAGAGGCAUGUAAAUACACAUAUGAAGGGAGAACACUAUUACUGUAAAACCUGUAAAGAAACAUUUCCACUUCGUGAAGAAUUGCGCGACCAUUUAAUUACUCAUUAGAAUGUUUGCUAUUGAAAAUGUGAACGAAAUUAGCAGUUUCAUCGGGAAUUCAGUUGGACGGUACAAUGUAUGAUAUGUAGUAUUGUAUACUUGACAACAGUAGCGAUUCCAAAGAGGGGCUGAGGCCCAUUUCAAACUCAAAAAUUGUAAUUCACUUUAAUAAUAAAUUUAGAAACUAA
Dendroctonus ponderosae (mountain pine beetle) is the source of this 1407-nucleotide messenger RNA. Its product is annotated as zinc finger protein OZF-like. Gene Ontology annotation, molecular function: DNA-binding transcription factor activity; RNA polymerase II cis-regulatory region sequence-specific DNA binding. Lineage: Eukaryota; Metazoa; Arthropoda; Insecta; Coleoptera; Curculionidae. The record is from RefSeq and is a predicted model, not a curated record. The transcript has a single exon. Gene Ontology annotation, biological process: regulation of transcription by RNA polymerase II. The coding region runs from base 68 to 1228 and encodes 386 amino acids.